UAUGGCAAUAAAGACAAUUCCUCAAUAAUGUACAUAAGCUGAGUACUGGUAAUAUGUCAGUCAAAAUAGCUACGUAACGUUCGUUAGGACGCAGUUCAUGUAUUGCUGUACAACCAGUUAGCAUUUGCUAUCAAACAUUACCAAUAUACACAAAUUGAAAAUUAUUUUGCAAAAGACAAUUCAGCCAAAGUCAAGGCAACAUAUUGAAAAGUUUUCAGCAAUGGCCACAUUUUCCAUUUCAUCAUGAAAUCAUAGUUUAAGAAGCGGACGUGUAGAAAACACUGAUUUCUGUAGUGGAGUUCAGGACGCGAAGCAAAGCCAUCAAACAAUACACUUUUUUCAAAGGUACCUUUGUUUGGACAAAUAGAAAAAUGACAACAAAAAUAGCCCAUAAGAGUUAAAUGUUUUGGCAGUAAUGCCAUAGUUUUUCAUGUAAGAACAAGUGAUUUUGGUUAUUAUCAAGACAACCAUGGAAGUUGUUAGAUAUCCCUAACCCUAACCCUUAAAUUAAACUCUUAUGAGCUAUAUUUGUUAUCAUCAUCAUAUUUGUCCAAACAAAUGUACCCUUAGUCUAUCUAUCUAUCUAUCUAUAGUAUAAUUUUCAUAUCUUACCUGUGGGGAACACGGUGGUCGAGUGGUUAGCAUGUUGGGCCACACAGUCAGGAGAUCGGCAACAUCUGGGUAAGCGGCAUAGGAAAUAGAUGGAUGGGUAUUUUACCUGUGUUGUAACCAUACAAAUAAAAUCUCCCCAUCAAUUCUCCCACCAAUCCUCCACAAGGCUGACAGACAGCGUGCACUUACAUCCGCUAGAUGGCGGCUUGUACAUUCUUGUUUGCGUUGCCACAAAAAAGUGACCGAAGAAGAAAUGCUAUGGCGAACCGGAAGAGACGCUGAAUUAAGGCAAAUUGUUUUUGUUGAGUUUUAGAACGUGUGUCACAUCGUUGCGUCCUCGUCGCAGUGUUUAAUGUUAAACGGUCGAGUGCGCCGAUAUGUCAGCGUGGCAAUAUAAGUAGGUAAUCUGCCAACACCACUUCAACUUCAACAUCAACAUAAUUUUAGUAAGGCUAGCCGGGCAGCUAACGUUAAACUUGCGGUUCUCUCUCGAUAAGGAAACCCUACUUAGUUGCUCUAAAUGCUGUAGAUUAAACUAUACAUUUUCAGCUGAGUUAACUAGGAGGCGGAAUUCCCACCAAGAGAGAACACAGCAGAAUGACAGAUGAUGCCGUCCUGCUGGAUGUACCUGUCGUUCGGCAGCUUUACCACUGGGACUGUGGUCUAGCCUGCUCCAGAAUGGUCCUCAAGUAUCUACACCCCAUCAGCGAUGAGGAGUUUCAGAGGGCGUGUUGGGAGCUGAGGAUGACAGAGAGUGUGUGGACUAUUGACCUGGCCUACCUCAUGUGCCAUCUAGGAAUCAAGCAUUGCUUCUACACACAGACACUGGGUGUUGAUAAGGGCUUUCGGAAUCAGUCAUUUUAUAAGAAGCAUUUUGAUAUGGAAGAAGACCGAGUGAAUGAGCUUUUCCUUAAAGCAGAGACCAAAGGUGUGCUGGUGAAGAAAUGCUCUGUGACAAUUCAGGAAAUUGAGUCCCACCUGGAACAGCGUCAUGUUGCCAUAGUGCUCAUCAAUGCUGUCAUCUUGACAUGUGAACUCUGCUCUGCACCGGUCAAAUACUGCUGCUUCCUCCCUGUGGGCCAGAAAUGUUUCUGCAGGAAGCCAGAGUAUCAGGGUCAUUUCGUGGUGGUGCGCGGCUUCAACAGGACCACUGGCUGCAUUUUGUACAACAACCCUGCAUAUUCUGACCGAAACUGAACAGGAACUGUACUGCAACUGAGAGCUGAUGAUACACUACCACAGCAUUCUACAGCGCCAUGCAGUACCCCGACUUGUGCCCGCUUUGUCAAGGGUUCUUCCUACAGCAAAGUUAUGACUCAAAGCAUAAGUAUUAACGCAUAACAUAAUAUUUUCCACCACACAUUCAUUAUUACACUGAGUGUGCUAAUAUAUAGUCCCUUAUAUUUCUUCAAAUAUUUCAGUAUACCUUUUCAUAGGACAACACUCAAGAAAUGACACUUUGAUACAAUGUAGUCAGUGUACAGCUUGGAUAACAGGACAUUUACCUCUGCAGUCCUCUCUCACUCCUCCAUCACAACUUCAUGGAACUGGUGGAUAUUAGACACCUUGCCCUCCACCUUCCGUUUGAGGAUGCCCCACGGAUGCUCAAUAGGGUUUAGGUCAAUCACCUAUACCCUCAGCUUCUUUAGCAAGGCAGUGGUGAUUUUGGAGGUGUGUUUGAGGUCCUUAUUAUGUUGGAAUACUGCUUUGCAGCUCAGUUUCCCAAAGGAGGGCAUCAUGCUUCGCUUCAGUAUGUUCAUGCACAUGAACUGUAGUUCCCCCAGUGCUGGCGGCACUCAGUCAGCCCCAUAUAAUGACACUCCAACCACCAUACUUGACUGCAGGCAAGACACACUUGUCUUUGUACUCCUCACCGAGUUGCUACCACACAUGCUUGGCACUAUAUGAACCAAAUACGUUUAUGUUGGUCUCAUGAGACCACAGGGCAUGGUUCCACUAAUCCAUGUAUGAUUGUCUUCAGCAAAGUGUUUGCAGGCUUUCUUGUGCAUCAUCUUUGGAAGAGGCUUCCACCUGAGAUGACAGCCAUGCAGAGUGCAGCGUAUGGUCUGAGCACUGACCGGCUGAUCCCCGAACCCUUCAACCUCUGCAGCAAUGCUGACAGUAGUCAUAACUCUAUUCUCCAAACACACCCUCUGGAUAUGACGCUGAUGUGUCCACUUAACUUCUUUACGAAUUUAGAAAUUUUCACUAACAGUGGGAGGUGUACUCACUUUUGUUGCCAGUGUUUUACACAUUAAUGGCUGUGUGCUGAGUUAUUUUGAGGGGAUGGUUGCAUUGAUGAUGGUUAGAUUGUAUAACAAGUUACAUUGUUAUACAAGCUGUACACUGGCUACUUUAUGUUCUACCAAAGUGUCAUUUCUUCAGUGUUGUCCCAUAAAAAGUUAGUAUAAAAUAUUGUGAUAGUGUGAAGUUGCGUUUUAGUAUGUAAAUCGGAACUUAUACCUAAAUUAUCUCCUAAGUCACUCACACUGUACACAGAACACACGUAGGACAUAUAAAAUACAGUAAAAUAUUAAAUACAAUAAAUUGAACAGUAAUAAAACAAGAACAACUUAUGACUUUUAUCCCUGUGGUUGCAGGGUUUUCUUUUUCUUUCAAGUGUUUGCUCCCAUAUCUCCUUGUAACAGUGCACCGAAUCCAUGACCCUUCAAGCAUUCAUUAGCGUUCAAUAAUCUUUUAUAUUGAUUCUGCAAAAGCAACGAACAAUGUUAUGAACAGAAAAGUAACCCCCAUAGAAUAAUAAACAGAAGUGCAAUGCACCUCUUCAAACAAUGGCUCUAGUUCAAAGAUUUAACAAACGAAUACUAAAAAAAAAAAAGAGAAGACAAAGUCAAAGCUCAGCUCAAGCAUUCCUCAGUCCAGAAAUGGUGUCAAUAUUUGUGACGUAGGCAACAAAGGCACUUCACUACUUCCUGAAGCUGCACUCUAAGCAUCGUGGGGACUGUAUUUUUAGCCAUAAAUGUGUGUGUGUGUGUGUGUGUGUGUAUAUACUGGAUAGUUCAGUUGGUAAGGCAUCCGCCUGUCAACCCCGACAAGGACUUGCGAGAAUGAGUGAAGUACCGCCAGAAAGUCUCCUAGCUGAUGUGAAUGCAGCAAUAAGAACGAUCGCUACUAUGACAGUCGCUGAAACCAAUGAGCUGACAUACAGUACAGCAACAGUGAUCCUGGAGAUAACAUGAUAACAUGAAGGUCAAGAAGGAGGCACCAUGGCGGAGAAGGUUGGAAGCCAAAAUCAAGGCAACACGGAUGGAAGUAAGCCAAUUGUCAGAACUCCAGAAAGGUGCAACCAGAAAAGAUGUCAGUCAGAUGUCAGUCAGAUGCCCAUACCUGAGGCUCUGGAAACUGCCAAACAAAGACUCCAAGCCUUGGCUGCAAGAUUGAGGAAGUACACGAGAAAUAGAAGCCCGGAAAAUAAACCGGCUGUUCUCCACUAACCCAACUAAAGUGUACUCCCAGUGGCAAGAACUAACCCACCAAGGCUAGAGACUGAACAAUACUGGAAAGGCAUACUGUAUGGGAGAGGGAAGCAUCACAUAACAGUGAAGCACAGUGGUUAAAAGAUCUAAGAGCAGACCACAGCACCCUCACUGACCAAGGCCCAGUAACCAUCACAGUGGCAGACAUCCAACAAAGAAUCUCAGGUAUGAAGAACUGGACAGCACCUGGCCCAGACAUGAUUCAUACCUACUGGUUAAAGAAGCUAACUUCACUCCAUGAGCGCCUAGCAGCACAAAUGAACCAACUGCUGAGGGAUGGGACCCACCCUGAAUGGCUACCCAAGGGGCGAACAGUCCUGAUUCUGAAAUCCCCCUCAGAAGGGACCAGUCUCAUCCAACUAUCAGCCGAUAACCUGUCUCUCCACAACAUGGAAGCUCCUGUCGGGCAUCAUACCAGCUAAGAUAAGUGGGCACAUGGAUCAAUACAUGACAGAAACACAGAAAGGCAUUGGUAAAAACACCAGAGGAGCCAAACACCAACUAGUGGUUACCAAGACUGACUAUGGAUACCGAAUUAAGAAUGGGGCCACCGUCAGUCACCUCCUCUACAUGGAUGACAUCAAGCUGUACGCUAAGAGUGAGCGAGACAUUGACUCACUGAUCCACACCAGCAGGAUCUACAGUGGGGACAUUGGAAUUUCAUUCGGACUGGACAAAUGUGCCUGAAUGGUAACAGAGAGAGGGAAGGUAGUCCAUACAGAGAGCCUUGCAGUCCCAGAGGACAGAAUAGUAGAUGUUGGGGUACCUUGGAAUACCACAGGCAAAUGGUAACCAUGAAGAGGCCACAAGGAAAGCGGCAACGGUCAAGUAUCUGCAACGUGUAAGGCAAGUCCUAAGAAGUCAGCUCAAUGGCAAGAACAAGAUCCGGGCAAUUAACAGCUACUGUAUGCCCUGCCAGUGAUCAGAUACCCUGCUGGGAUAAUAAGAUGGCCAAAGGAGGAAGUUCAGACCUAGAUGUUAAAACACGAAAGCUGCUCACCAUGCACGGAGGGUUCCACCCCAAAUCCAGUAUCCAGAGGCUAUACGCUAAGUGCAAAGAGGGAUGCCAAGGAUUAGUGAGCAUCAGGACCACUAUUCAAGACGAAACAUCCAAGCUUCACGAAUACAUCAGGAAGAGAUGAAGCACUUAGUGAAUGUCUCAGGCAGUGGAAACUGGAAAAGAAGGAGUUGGAGGAACCAUCAUGGGAGGAAAAACCCCUGCAUGGGAUGUACCACCGACAGAUAGCUCAAGUGGCAGAUAUGAACAAGUCGUAUCAAUGGCUAGAGAGGGCUGGACUGAACGACAGCACAGAGAUGCUAAUCAUGGCAGCACAGGGGCAGGCCUUGAGCAUCAGACAAUAGAGGCCCAGGUCUACCACACCAGGCAGGAUCCCAGGUGCAGGCUGUGAAAAGAGGCCCCUGAAAUAGUCCAGCACCUAAUAGCAGGUUGUAAAAUACUGGCAGGAAAAGAAUACAUGGAACGCCAUAACCAAGUAGCCGGUAUAGUGUACAGAAACAUCUGUGCAGAAUAUCGACUGGAGACCCCUAAAUCUCAAUGGGAAACACCUCCCAAGGUGGUGGAAAAUGAGAGGGCUAAGAUCCUGGAGGACUUCCAAAUACAGACCGAUAAGAUGGUUGUGGCCAACCAACCGCACAACAUCAUCAUAGAUAAGCAGCAGAGGACAGCCAUUUUGAUCGAUGUAGCCAUCCCCAAUGAUGGCAAUAUCAAGAAAAAGGAACACGAGAAACUAGAGAAAUACCAAGGGCUCAAGGAAGAGCUGGAGAGAGCCUGGAAGGUGAACGCAACAGUGGUGCCCGUGGUCAUAGGAGCACAGGGGGCCGUGUCCCCCACACUGGAGAAGUGGCUCCAGCAGAUACCUGGAGAAACGUCAGACAUCUCCGUCUAGAAGAGCGCAGUCCUAGGAACAGCUAAGAUACUGCACAGGACCCUCAAGCUCCUGGGCCUCUGGUAGAGGACCCAAGCUUGAGAUGAACAGCCACCCACCCUACCAGGGGAGAUGGGGGGUGGGUGAGGGAAGAGUUUGUUUUGUUUUUUUUAUACAGACCUGAUCAAAAUCUUAAGACCAGUUGGAAAAAUUGCUAGAAUUUGCAUUUUUCACGUUUGGAUCUUAAUGAGGUUUUAAGUAGAGCUACAAUAUGCAAAAGCAAGAAGGGGAAGUGAGACAAAAAACAUUUCGAACUUGUAAUUUAAACAAAAAAAAAGAACUGAAAUAGGUUGUUUAUCAAUUGUUUAAGACCACAGACUAUAAAAGCCAAAAUCUGCUCAAAAUUGUCAUUUUCUGUCGGGCAUUCACACUGUCAUGCCCUCCUGACUGCUAAAGCUAAGAAGCUUUCUCUUUAUGAAUGUGGUUGGAUUCUCGAGCUGCAUAAGCAAGGACUCUCGCAGCGUGCCAUUGCUGCUGAGGUUGGGCGCGGUAAGACAGUCAUUCAAAAAUUUUUGGAAGAUGCUGAUCAUUAUGGAACAAAAAAGUAGACCCAAAAAAAUCACACGUGCGCUUAGUCGGAGGAUCCGAUUGGCUGUCCAUCAAGACACAGGGCGGUCUUCGACCCAAAUUAAGGCCCUUACUGGUGCCGACUGCAGUGCAAUAACCAUCAGACGGCAAAGGGUUGGGCCUGUUGGGCUGUGGGCCUGUUUCUCUUCCAAAGGCCCUGGGAACCUUGUUAGGAUGCAUGGCAUCAUGAAUGCUUUGAAAUACCAGGAUAUUUUAAAGCAAAAUCUGGUGGCCUCUGCCCAAAGCUGAAGAUGGGUCGUCACUGGGUCUUUCAGUGAGAUAAUGACCCUAAACAUGUGGCCAAAUCUACACAGAAAUGGUUCACCAGACACAGAAUCAAGCUCCUACCAUGGCCAUAUCUGUCCCCAGACCUCAACCCCAUUGAAAACCUGUGAAGUGAGCUGAAGACGAGAGGACCCAGGUUGCUGGAUGAUUUAAAGAGACUGUGCAAAGAGGAAUGGUGGACGAUCCCUCUUUCUGUGUUCUCCCAUCUUGUGAAACAUUACAGGAGAAAAUUACCGUAGGUGCCAUUUGGUUGGCAAAAGGGGGUUAUGCAAAGUAUUAACAUCGGGGUGCUAAUAAUUGUGGCUCACAUGAUUUGAUGUAAAAUAAUAAUUUCUUAAUGUGUGAUUUUUUUUUUAAAUUUUCUUAAAAUGCACUUUAAUUAAAGUUUGGAUUUUCCUCUUUUUUCCAUUGUGGUCCUAUAUUUUUUAGAAAAAAAAGUUAGAAGCGAAAGAACACAUCUUAACCAGGGUGCCAAUAUUUAUGGAGGACGCUGUAUAUAAAGACAAAAACAGCCUCCAUCUGAAGUUUUGACUUGUAGGUGACAAAGCAUAUUAUUAUCUUUUUCUCCUUAUAUUACACUUUGUUCAUUUUUACAUUUAAAAAUGUUACUUUACAAAUAUUUCAACUACAUUUUUGCAAAUCUUUUUUCUCAUAUUAUGACUUUAUAACAAUAUUUGGAUUUCACUCUUGUAGUCUAACUUUUUCCCACCCUAAUUUUCCAAAAGUUUCUUUAUAUUUUGUUUUGUUCAUGAUAUUACAAUUUAAAAACGUCCUUCUUUUCUUUGUCAACUUUAGGCUUCUAAAAUAUUUUUUUUCCUCAUAAUAUUUUGACUUUAUUUUUCCUGAACUGAACGAUAUUAUACUAAUAUUAUAACUUUAUUUUCCUAAUAUGGUAUUUUGACAUUAUUCUUGUAAAGUUACUGCUGUUUUCUUCCAUUUUUGCUAAACGGACCACCUGUACUCACAUUAGUGAGGUUCUCCCAGUAAGAGUGGUGCCAAUUGUUCCAUCAGUUGUAUCAUAUGCUGCAAGAAAUGGGGGGGAAAAAAGGUUUUCACAAAAUUGUAAAACUGUUCGGACUGUCAUUAUGUGUGUGUGUGUU
Messenger RNA from Dunckerocampus dactyliophorus (ringed pipefish), 8007 nucleotides. RefSeq names its product guanylyl cyclase domain containing 1 (gene gucd1). The transcript has 6 exons. The coding region runs from base 1210 to 1809 and encodes 199 amino acids. The record is from RefSeq and is a predicted model, not a curated record. NCBI's taxonomy places the organism in Eukaryota, Metazoa, Chordata, Actinopteri, Syngnathiformes, Syngnathidae.